CCUGGUACAUUCACUGUAGUUGUUGGCUGAGUACCUUUUUGGCAACACUGUCAAGACUCUGAUUGAUCACUUAUGUGUUUUCGGGGCCCGCUUUAGUCCGUUUAUUUGUGUGUGUGCCUCAUGCACGCCCACGUUUGUACAGCCCCCCUGGUGCAACAGAAUUCGUGGAAUGCAAAGGAAUGCCAUUUCUGGACUGGAGCUUUGGUCUUAUUGCUAACAGGUGAGUACUGUGUUCUGUAGCGCACGCCUGUGAAAAAAAAAGUGCGAACGUAAUACGCUUCCAGAUCAAGGGAGGCGAUGUUACAUGCCCUUGUGUCUGUCAUCCUGCCCGUUCCCUUCAGCCACUCGGGCUGGUCGAUGUCGAGCGAGGUCAGCGGUGUGGAAGCAGCGUGAUCCCUGUCUACAGACUCCACCGCGCCUAAACCCUGCCCAAAUGAACCUCUCAAGGCUCGACGCGCAGCUAAGGGGGACUCGAGGAGAAUUAAGCGCAGCGUUUAACUGGCAGUGAAGUUUUUGGGGGAAUUGAAGAACUGCACGGAAAGUGAACAAAGGGGAGGAACUGGGCUGAGUGGAUGGACUUCGGAGACGGGACAUAAUCUUAUCUCUCCAUCCUUCUCCAUCAUCCUUUUCUUUUUAACGCGCGGAUGAUAAGGAGUUCGUCUGUUGGCGUGAUUUGGAUUAGUCCUGGUCUUCGAUGCACGCUACAAAUACAUUAGCGACCCCUUUACCUGCCUAGAUCUCGUUGAUCCUUUUGCUAGACGUCUUUAAUCCUUGGCGAGAGCUCUCUGCGGGAUACUGUGCGGUGGUCAAUCGGCGGACGUGUUCAACGGGUCUUCUGCGGGCGCAGUCAUGUGGCACAGAGUUCUGAUUUGCUGCGCACUACUUGCGCUGUACUCGGCGGCACCGCCAGCGCACAUCAACCGCCUGGCUCUGUUCCCCGACAAGAGUGCUUGGUGCGAGGCCAAGAACAUCACACAGAUAGUCGGGCACACAGGAUGUCAGCCGCGGUCUAUCCAGAACAGAGCGUGUCUUGGGCAGUGCUUCAGCUACAGCGUGCCCAACACAUUUCCACAGUCCACCGAGUCUCUGGUCCACUGUGACUCCUGCAUGCCUGCUCAGACCCAGUGGGAGGUGGUGACGCUGGAGUGUCCGGGCAGCGAAGAGACGCCUCACGUGGACAAGCUGGUGGAGAGGAUCUUUCGCUGCAGCUGCCAGUCCUGCAGUAAGGAGGGCGGCCAGGAGGGGGCGGUAAUGCAGCUCUACCCGGCCGAAGGAGCCCCGGAGACGCCGUCCCUCUCCGAAACACUGAGCGGAGUUCAGGCCCUCCCCCAUCCACUCACCGAUGCCCACACCAAGCAUAUCCACUCCCAGAGAGAGCGUCAUCACACACUGCCCCACACGUCGGACGGAGGAUAGGAGCUCCGAUGGGGUUCUGUGCUUCCUCACCACUUUAGACCUUAAAGUGACAUAUUUUACCACCAGGUGUGAGUGUGGUUUAGCCUGGCUCCGCCCGCCUAAGUACUUCCGCUCAAAUUUGAAUUUCCCUUCAGUACUAGGUCUGGACCUGCUGUAUGUAAUUUGGUUUUCUGGUGCCGCCACAGCGGCCCCCAAUCAGUGAACAGAGGGCGUGUCUGAGA
Molecule: messenger RNA, 1637 nt
Organism: Gadus morhua (Atlantic cod)
Lineage: Eukaryota; Metazoa; Chordata; Actinopteri; Gadiformes; Gadidae
Gene: nbl1
Product: NBL1, DAN family BMP antagonist
Exons: 5
Coding region: 850-1416 (188 amino acids)
Biological process (GO): animal organ morphogenesis
Molecular function (GO): BMP binding; receptor ligand activity
Source: RefSeq, a predicted model, not a curated record